CUGUUGCGAAUUCUCCGUGACAACACCGCGACCAUGGCAGAAAAGGAGCUGCUCAUACUCGAUGGUCACCUCUCAGAAUACAGCUACGUGGGUGGAUACCUGCCGACUCAGGCUGAUUUUGCCCUCCUUAAAUCAGGCCGCAUUCCAUCUGAUCCCCCUCAUAGUCUUCCUGGUGUGAGGCGCUGGGCUGCACAUAUGGCCAGUUUCACAGCCAAUGAGCUUGAAGCUUUGCCCCAGUUGAAAGAUGGGUGUAAGAUUGAUGAGCAGUUGUCAAACCUUGUUAAGAAUAAUUUAAAUAUGGAGAAAAAGGAAGCACCCAAGAAUGCAGGAGAGCAGAAGAAAGGAGGUCAAAAUAGUAAGGGAAAGAGUGGAAAAUUUGUCCUUAAAACCCCUAAAGGCACUAGGGAUUAUAACCCCGCUGAGAUGGCAGUAAGGAGAAAGGUGUUUAAUAUCAUAUAUUCAGUGUUCCAUAUGCAUGGUGCAGUUGAAAUUGAAACCCCGGUAUUUGAAUUGAAGGACGUACUUACUGGAAAAUAUGGAGAAGAUUCAAAGCUCAUUUAUGACUUGGAGGACCAGGGUGGUGAGAUCCUUUCUCUGAGGUAUGACUUGACUGUGCCCUUUGCCCGCUAUGUUGCCAUGAACAAAAUCACAAACAUCAAGCGGUACCACGUUGCCAGAGUAUACCGCAGGGACAACCCAGCUAUGACCAGAGGUCGCUACAGAGAAUUCUACCAGUGUGAUUUCGACAUUGCUGGCCAGUAUGAGGCCAUGCUUCCUGAUGCAGAGUGUGUGCAACUUGUCCAUCAAGUUCUUUCCAAACUUGAUCUAGGGGAAUAUACUAUUAAGAUCAACCACAGAAAAAUCCUGGAUGGCGUGUUUGGGGCAUGUGGCGUUCCAGCAGAGAAGUUCCGUCCAAUUUGCUCAGCAGUGGACAAGCUGGACAAGUCACCGUGGGAGGAAGUGCGAAAGGAGAUGGUUGACGAGAAGGGUUUGGACCCAAGCAUAGCAGAUACCAUUGGGGAGUAUGUCAAGCUCUCAGGCAGGGAAGACCUGAUCGAAAAAUUGGAGAAUGACGAGAGGCUAAAGGGCUCUGCCACUGCACAGGCUGGAUUUGCAGACCUAAAGCUCCUCUUCGAGUACAGCAAAGCCCUAGGGUGCGACACCUAUCUGGUAUUUGACAUGGGCCUGGCUCGUGGGCUCGACUACUACACCGGAGUGAUCUAUGAGGCUGUCUUGAAAGCAGGACAGGAAGGUGGGGAGGAGGGAACAGUUGGCAGUGUUGCAGGAGGAGGCCGCUAUGAUCAGCUGGUAGGCAUGUUUGACCCCAAGAAAAAGACCGUGCCCUGUGUUGGUGUCAGCUUUGGUAUUGAAAGACUCUUUGCCAUCCAGGAACGAAAGGAUAAAGCACAGACAGAUAAGAUUCGGGCAACUCAGACAGAAGUAUUUGUGGCAUCUGCAUGUAAAGGAAUGUUGAUAGAAAGACUGAAGUUGUUAGGCACUCUGCACGAAGCAGGAAUAAAAGCCGAAAGCAGCUACAAGAACAAUCCUAAACUCCUCAAUCAGCUCCAGUAUGCUGAAGACAACGGAAUUCCAAUGGUUGUGCUAAUAGGAGAGUCAGAAGUCCAAGAAGGAGUGGUUAAAGUGCGCAACACAAGUAGCAGAGAGGAAGUUACUAUUAAGAGGGAUGAAUUGACAGCUGUCAUCAAACAGAGAUUAUCAGUUAAUCCUUGAGUAAUUCAACUCUUUAGGUAUAUAAUUUCAAAGCAAAUGGCCUGCUAGCUCAAACCAAAGGUAGUGAAUAUCCAAAGUUAAGUGAUUUAGAAGUACUUUCAUUCUGAAAUGUUGGCUUUAUGUUUUAGUUUUUAGUCACAAAUUAGUUACCAAUAAAUUACCUUAAGGAUUUUUCUCAUUAUCACUAUAAUUAUUCAGAAUGAUCAGUUUAUCCUAGAAUAACAAAGCAAGAUUAUCAAUUUAUGGGCAAAGUCAGGUAGCACUUGUCUUGGUUUCAAGUAAUAUCAGUAAUGUUUAUAACAUUGGUUUCUUUGGGAAACAGGUAAUGCUUCAUGAGUUUUAUGUCAAGGGCUGAAGUCUUACAACUUUGGAAGAUGAUUGUCAUUUGUUUUGAAUGAUAAAAAAUAAAUGGCAGGUAACA
Molecule: messenger RNA, 2152 nt
Organism: Penaeus indicus
Lineage: Eukaryota; Metazoa; Arthropoda; Malacostraca; Decapoda; Penaeidae
Gene: HisRS
Product: histidine--tRNA ligase-like
Exons: 11
Coding region: 34-1731 (565 amino acids)
Biological process (GO): nematode larval development; mitochondrial translation; histidyl-tRNA aminoacylation
Cellular component (GO): cytosol; mitochondrion; cytoplasm
Molecular function (GO): RNA binding; histidine-tRNA ligase activity; ATP binding
Source: RefSeq, a predicted model, not a curated record